ACUGCGUGUACACACGCUCCCGGAGGCCAGGAUCCCACCGACAUGGCGUCGCCAGACGUGAAGUCCAGCUCGGCGUCCGAUGAGUCUACAGAGACGUCGGUGUCGCCGCUGGAGCUGCCCCCGACGCCGACGCCGACUUCCGCGGCGGUUGCGAAGUCGCCGUCCGAAUCGAAGGCGAGCUCGACCGGCGCGCCGCUGCACUGGGUCUGCUCCGAGGAUUCGCUGCCCGCCGCCGCCUUCUACGGGCCUUUGGACGCUAAAAACCCGCUCCUAGCCUCCUGCGAGAAGGAGAUACGGGAGCUUUUAGGCUUUAUGAAGACGAAGAAGGCUCUAGCCACCACGGAGGAACAGAAACAUGAGUUCCAUCGGCGGUGGGAGUAUGGCCAGGCAAAAUUUAAAAUGGCUUUUGAGAACGUUGAAGAGGUAUGGGAACGUUCUGUGCAGAGUGGACCACACAGGAGCAAUGACAAGUGUGGCCUUAUGAUGGAGGAAUACAAACUAGCUCUUUUGCAGUGCUAUGGAAGAUACCUGCAGCAGUUCUCCAUCAAUUUUGAUGAGAAUACAGCAGAUGUGAACAAGUUCAAAAUGGUCUUUUUUCCAAAAGGCUUUGGAAAUGAAACUGCUACUCUUACAUUUCGUGCUUUGAGUGGCAAAAAUAUUUGCAACUACCAGCUGGUCUGUGACAGUGAUGUAAACCUGCAGAAUAAGGAGUCUGUGAGCCGCUGUCUGCAGAUCUUGUCCUCCCUGAGGUUCAUCAUGCAGCUGGCUCUGCCACAGGAGCACCUUUGCUGGAUCAUCUUCAAUGGUACCAUUUACAUUUACACCAUUUGCCGAAAACUGAUGAUCAUAGGGUACUCUUCAAAGGCCUUGGAAUACCUGCUGUGGGCCAGCAUGUGCAUGGAAUCCUCCGUCCCGCUCUUGUCGGUCAGGUACCUGACGUGGAGAGCCACUCUGUAUGCUGCUGUUUGCCAGUGCCACUAUGACUGCCAAGCCAGCAUUCACGGAGAGGCAUUUGCUCGGCGUGCUUUGGCUAAAAUUGAUGAGUUAAGGCAGCUGGAAUUAAUGAGUUCCUCAAACUCUCAUGAAAAAUCCCGAAGAUAUUACAGAGAGGCCACGACAAAGAUGGCAGUGAUGAUUUUCAAAAGAGGAGUGUAUGAGUCUAGAAGAAAAAACAAAGUUUUGUUCAGACCAAAGAUAAGGAUUAACCUCAAGGAAGCCCAAAAUAUGUCGUGGCCUCGCACUGUCACAGAACGGCUGUUGGACGAGCUGUUUGAUAGCACUGCAUCCCAAUUUCUGGCUGUCUUGGAAUCUCUUUCUGACUCGAGCAGGCGGAUCCUACAAACUGGACCUCUGGUUACCGAGGAAGUGGAGCUUCGUGAUGUUGUCUUAGAACUGUUUAUGGCUGGAAAAGAACUUUUAAUACUUUCAAAUAUUGGUGAAAAUGGAAAGCUUGAUUUUCCAAAAACCUCUCUUCUGGAGCAUAUAACAGAAAGGAGAAAUACCAUUUCUAUGGAUGCUGCUGUGAAAUUUACAAAAUUAGCUUUUACUUACGAAGAAUGGGGCUUAUUUGAAUCGCUGGCUGGGCAGCUUAUUAAUUUUCUCAAGAGGCAGGAGGAUCCUGAGUCAAAGAAAGCAGAGAAGGAUUUGAUUCUUUUGGUUGCAGUGGAGCCACUAAUCAAUGUAAAGAAAAACAAGGGCUUGAUCUUCCCUUUGGAGAACGAUAAAGAAGGACAGUCACUUCAAAGUUACUUACAACACAUUGCUUGUCAUGAGUCUUGUGUGAGGAGUUGUGGAUAUUCCGAAGACAUUUUUCAUUUGGCAGCAAUUCUGCACUUCUGUGUUUGUGUCCCUUCCAAGGGUGUUCAUCCUGAUAAGGAAAUUGUUGUAGACAUAAUAAUGCUCUUAUGGCAGAAAUGCAAGCUAGGAAUUCAGAGGAUCACGAUACCCAGAAGCGACUAUGCAAGAUAUUCCCAAAGAAUCAUCACUAACAAAUGGAUUUAUCUCCUGUGGCAGUUAAGUGAAGUGAUUCACUGUUAUAAAUUGGAAGAUGUCGACAUUGUGAUGGUGGCAGAGAUCACAUUACGAUUAAGUGAAAUAUUAGAGUCUUUGGGAAGCUCAAGAAGAAAGUUAAAAAAAUCUGCAGAUUUAUCUGCAAUAAUAGAUCCUGAGGAAUUCCCCGGGACUCCAAAAGGGAUCCCAGAAGGUCUUCCAAUAUUAAAGCAAGCACCUGUGGAGCAGUUGUUUUAUGCUUAUCAACUUCUUGACAGAGCAAUUGCUGGGAUGAAUUGGAAUUGCAUGCUAACCACAUUGCCAAAUGGAUCAUCAAUAAUCGACCAUUGCUAUGUCAAGUGCUCCCAUGAUCUAGAUGGAGACAUGUACAAACCAAUCUCAGCAAAUAGUUUUAUGAUGGACCUGCAUCUUGAACUCAUUCAAGCUCAGCACCACAUAGCUGUUGGACUUCUUGAUCAACUGCAAGUUUUUCAGAUUCCAAGUGUUAGCACAAAUUAUUCUACUAAAGGUUCUGAAAAGUUAAAACAAUCUAGACGUACUGAUUGUUUUUCAGAAUUAAAUGUAAUGGAUAAGAUAAAGAAGAAUAAACUAUCCAAAGCCGUUUACUUGAUGCAGAAAGCUCUUUUACUGUUUGAGAAAGAUGAAGCUUGUAAAUCUUCAUGGGACUUGUUGAUGGAAGCAUCUUCCUUAAUUGAGAAGACUGAAGCAGAACAAAAUGCCCUAUAUUCUUAUCAGCAGUAUUUGGAAAGUUCAAAAACAAAGAAGGGCAAAACCCCUCCUCCGCCUAUCCUGCUGGCCCGGACGCACUGUUCUGUGAUACUCAAACCCGCUCCAUUUGUUUCAGAUGUUAAGGUGGCCUGGUACUGCAUAUUGGGUUGCAAAGCAGAAGGAAGUUAUAGAAAAGUGAGGCUAAACCACAAUCAUCUCCCAAAUUCAGGAGAGGCGAUACCAGCUGAUGGUAGAAGCAUUUUUGAAGUGAAAGGUCUAGAAACUAAUGAAAAAUACAUAUUUGCAAUUGCUGCUUAUUCUUGCAAUGGGAAGCUCAUUGGUGACGCUAUUGGGGAGACAACUAAACCAAUUCUCAUUUAUCCACCUCUUUCUGCUGUUACCGCUCGGAUGUACCUGACACAGGUCGCCUAUCAGAUUGGUAACUAUGAGUUGGCCAAGAAAGUGUUCUCACCGGUUUGGGAUUAUUUUGUUGUUUCUCCACGUCUGGAUGAACAAUCAGCUAUUUGUUUAAACAAUAUCAUGACAAUAACACAGAGAAGAUUACGUUCCAAUAUUUUAGCAGAGACUUCUUCAAUCCUCUUGUACCUUUUUCUUAGAAAUAUCUUUGUAACAAGUGACAUCAAAAUUAAAGAAGAAAAUCUUUUCUGUGAUAACAUUAAAGGCAAUGAGGUUUUCCCUGCCCAACAAAUUGCUCGGCUGAUCGAAUGUGAGAGAGUUUUAGUGGCACUGGAACUUAGCAACUUCCUCAAUGACUCCAGUUAUGCCCUUCAAGCUGUGACGCAGUGUUAUGGUCUCCUUGCUCCUAUCAUCUAUCACAAUAUUGUUUUGGUCCCUGUCAUACAGAUCUUGAUAAAAUGUAUAGUGGUUUUACAAGGAAUACCAAGUGUUGUUUACUCCAAGAAACAUGUUUCAAGUUUUGAAAGCGUACAGCACAUGAUAGCUUGCUGUAUCUUCUACAUGGCAAAGAUUCUACGUUCAUGGAAGGAAUAUGACCUGGCUAUAAUGAUUAUAAACUAUGGGAAAAAGAUGUUGGACAUCACAUCGGGGUGCAAAUCUCUAUUUAGUAAUGAACAAGAAGAAACUGCAGAUGGGGGUUCUUGUUCUAAGAAAACUUCAAAAACUAAGAAGCUGCAGCAGGUACUGAUGCCUGAAAAGAUAAAUGAACAGCUGGCCUUGUUGGAGUCACAUCUACUCAAACUGACAAAGCAGUUCACUACAGCUGAACUCUCUGGAGCAGAGGACCCUAUAUUUCUGUACCCAGUGGUUUUAAACUGGUCGGUGAAAGGGGCCGUGAAGGAAGUUAUGAAAUUUAAACAAAGACCAAGAUUCCUAGAAUUCUUUACACAAGUUAUGCUUAAAUGCAUGAAUGAUGAAAAAUUUUACCUUGUGGUGGAGAUAACAGCUCCUGUUUAUGAGUUCUUAAAAAGGAGAAAUAAAUCUCUCAUUGGAGUAAAAAAAAUCAAAUGUAAGGAAAAUGCCCCCUGUAAAAAGGAAAGCCAAUCUCCCAGGAACUUUAAAGCUAUAGUAAUAGAGAUCAGAAGAAGUUUAGAGGUCAUGCCAAGAAGAAGAAAGAAGGAGAAGGAGACUCUGAAAGAUUUUUUUUUGAGGAAUCCAGCCAUUUUUGAAAUGGCAGAACAGGAAAGAAAUAAGAGAGCUGAUGUUAGAAAAAUGGCAUAUCAAAGCCUGGCAGAUAACUUGAAUCCCAUAAUAUUAAGUUAUGUUAGAAGAAGGCGGUUUCAUCACAUAUUUCUUGAAGAACUCCCCUGGAGAGCUCAGAUGAACCUUUACCUGGCAAGUGCACACUUCCACAUGUUUUUACAGAAGCUAGGGGAGUGCACAAAGAUGAAAUUCAGCUCUUCACAUUGGAUUGUCAGUUUCCGAUCCUGUGACCCUAACUUAUUCUCACUAUAUCAUUCUGGAACAGUGUUGCCAACGACAAAACUGACAGCAGACAGUUAUAAUGCAAUGCUGGAUGCCAUCAUGGCAGCUAAAAGAAAAAGGCCACACUUACCAACAGAUUCUGAAGAGUUUCCUGCAUUUUGGAAUUACAAAAAUGAAGACAGUAUGUCCAAGACAAAAACACACACACUUUAUGAAUCAGAAUCUCAAUUAGAUGGUGGUAACAACAGAGAGAAGGAUCGAGCACUAAAUUGGGGACUGGAUCAUUUUAUGCAAAUCUUCUCAUGUUGCAAGAGAGCGAUGGUUCUUGCUCACCGUGGUGGGUACUGGACUCUGCUCCAGAACUGCUCCAGAGUCUUCUGGAACUUCACUCAGGAGCUGCAGAUACUGCUAAAGCAGGCAGUGGAUAUUUACAAAACAUUUCCUAUUAGCCAGGAUGGUUUCCUAUGCGCCUCUGUUUUACCGUUCAACUUGGGAGCAGAAUUACUUAUUGACAUGUUAAUAAAGCUACAAAAUACCAAUUCUAUUAAGUCCAUAGACGACAAAGGCGAGUUCAGCGUUCCAAGCUGUUACGGGAAUAUCAGACAGGAAAACGGUGGCUCCAGCCUUAUUUUCGAGCAUCCUUUGGAUGACAUUAAUGUGGUUGAUUUGAAAUGGAUCCAUGAUUUUGUAUUAAAGUCUCUAGAGGUUUUAUACCAAGUGGAAAAAUGGGAAACACUGACGUCACUUGCCAUCCAGUUCAACAUAAUUUCACAUGAGAGGUAUACUGAACAAGUGACCCCACUGUUGGUGUAUGCCCAGCGCCAGCUGCUUGUGAGAAUCCAGAAAUUCAAAGGCCCAGAUGUUUCCCAACAAGCUUGUGCAAGAUAUGAGGCUGCAUAUGGAGAGAAGAUAACCUGCCGAAAUUUCAUUGGGAAGCAGCUCAAGAUUGACUCCGCUGCACCCAAGACACUAGGCGACACAGAAGGCAGCACCGACAUCCUGAAGGCGAUCAUCGUCUCAGAAUAUAAACGAGCCAAACAGCUUGUGUGUGUGCCUGUGGAUGUGACGGACACGUUGAGAUGCUUUAGAGAGACCCUGGCAAAAUCAAAAUACCAUAGCAGAUCAAUCCAACACAGUAGAAAGCUGCUUUCAUUAUUUCUUGCACAGACACAAGGUGACAGAGGAGGAGUCAGCACCUCAAGAUCCACUCCAGGGAAAGUGGAGUUUUGCCUAGGAACGGAAGAGAUGCACAUGUCAACACCCCCUGACCUUUCUCAGGAACACUUCAGAGUUUUUAGUUCAGUGGAGAAAAGCAAACUUCCCUACUCACAACUAGGGCUGGUAAUUUCUUCUUAUCAUCAAACUAUCGAUAUUCUCCAAGCCAGCAAUCAAAGAAGUCUUAAAGUUCAGGCACUGCACUCUCUUGGAAGUCUGCUCAUCUUCACGAAAAAGAAAAGGGCUGCUUUUAAGUGUUGGAGUCAAGCUCUUGAUGAUAUAUUCGGAAAACAAGAUGUGCUACACACCUGGAGAGAAUUUGGCAUGUCCCUCCCCAGUGCCACCAACAGCUUUUCACCUCCUGGUUUCAAAGACUACAGCGAAGAAUUUCUGUCAAAACUUGGCAUUUGGGGAUGUUUGCAAGGUGCAGUGAUCUCAGCAAAGAUAGCACAAUUUAUUAAGACCCUGAAUGUCAAGAAAAGAACCAACUGCUGCGUUUUGUCUGCCUUGCUCUUUCAGAGUUUGCUUCGCACUACACUUCCGAAUCCCAAAGCUGAGCAUAGCUAUGCUCAGUAUGAAAUCACUCAGCUUCUCCCAGGCAUUGAGCUCUUCUCAGAUAAGUACAGAGCUGACAUCUGUACUGUCAUCGCAAGCUUAUAUUACAUCAUCCGAGAACUGCAUUAUGCUAAACACAAUCUAAUAGUUCUGCCUCUCCUUGCAUUGUACCAGUAUUUUGUUUCUGUAAUUUGCCAAGACCUAGUCAGAAAUUUAGAAGCAAGAAUCCUUAAGAUUGAAAUCCUUAUAGAUUUGGGCUUCUUUUCAGAAGCUUUUUAUGAGCUAUCCCAGAUUUUUUAUGGAAAAAACAUGCCCUGCUCAAUCCCUGCUGGCUAUAAAGCCACUGCAAACAUUAAGAUGGCCCAAUCGUUUGACUCAGGCAAGCCUCUCACCAAUAAAGACAACAUACAGGCACUUGAUGACUUAAUAAAUAAAGGCUUGCCUGUUAUUCUGGUUACUGUUGGCCAACAACAUCUCUUAAAUAAGUUCUACCUUGUUAAGGCGUUGUUCUUUAUAAAUGUGGCUGCUACAAUAAACUGCAUCCCAGAUAAUUCACUGAAAGCGCUCGACCUUGCACUUGCUGACAAAAGCAAACCGAGUCUCCCAAGCCUGAAAGAGUUAUACACGAAAGAUAAUGGGAACUCACAUUGUCAGCUUUCCAGAGUUAAAGACGAGUACACUCUUAGUAUGAUAAAGUCAGUUUUACUGAUGGAAGCUGAAGAGAGUCUCAACCUCCUGGUGUCUGAGAUGGAGCAAUCAGGCCACAAGAGCCUGUCUCAGUGUGAGGCAGGCGACCUGGAGAUUGUGGUAGAGGCCAAGCUGCAGCUGGCAGCCAUUGCCCUGCAGAGACACCGGGCAGCAUACAGCGCUGCGAUAGUAUAUUCCACACUUAAGCUUCUCCAAGAUGCAAAGCUUUUCAAAAAGAAAGGAAUACUGGGUGACGCAGAGGAUCUCAAUUCUCCAGGAACUCCUAUCACAGAAAGCAAAGAGGACAAUGAGUUUUUAGAUCCCAUUUCCCUAAAUGCCCGGGAAUAUUUCAACAUCCACCUCUGGCUGAGGUGCCGCUUGGCACUGGUAACUGCGUUUGUUUCACAGAUUCGUGGCAUCGGAAUCCUGAAAGAGAACAACAUGACAGACUCUUUGAGCCUCAUCAAGGAAGUGUGUGAGGAGGCAAAAAGUGCAGAUGACACAGAGCUCCUAGCUGAAUUCCUGAUGCAAGCCGUGAUCCUCAGCCUCCAGGAAAAGCACUUAAAGGCAGAUAUCAUAAGAAACCUUCAGGAAAUAAUCCAUUUGUUGAAAGGGAGUGAAUUCCUUUCUCCUCGAUCCCGGUUAACCCUGGCAAAAAGCCUCAUUCUACUGGAUGACUUAACGAAAGCUGAGAAAUUUAAGCAAGCCUCUUCAAAAGCAGAAAAACCCAUUUUGUUGACUCAAGCUCACAGCAUUCUUAUUGAGCAGAUGCUAACUUUUGGAGAGACAGUUGAAUUCCCUUUAUCAAAUACUGAGUAUGCAAAUCCAUUACAGCCUUUGAAAAACAUCUAUCUUCCUCAUGUCAUGUUACUGGCCAAAGCAAAAAUGAGACUUGGGCAUACACUGGUCAAGCAGGUGUACCAAAGCAGCAAGAAGACAGAUGUCAUGAAGUGGCUGCCUCCUCUUCAUCUCUUUGAGAUGGCACUGAAGCUCUGCAAGAUAUCCGCGGCAGAAGAGUAUGAGGUGGAGGCCGAAAUCCUUUUCCAGAAAGGCAAAAUAGAGCGUCAGUUACUGAUGGAGGAGGAAUCUACAGUUUUACAAGUGGAGAGUUUUUUUGAAGCUAUCCAACUAAGUCUGAGAAAUGAUCAAAACUCAGGGUUGAUAAGAGAUUCCUACCUUGAGAUUGCCCUGAUGUAUUUCCAUCUGAAGAAGCCAAAGAAAAAGAUUUCAGCAACACCAUCGUCACUUAAGCCUCUUCCGAGAAGGCAUAGUUCUAUUAAGGAGCCAAUAGCAAAUAGAUUUGAAAUGUGCAGUUCAUUGGCCUGGAUUGCAAUAAGAGCUGCUGCACAGGUCAGUGAAGCUGUGCUGGCAAUCAAACUACUGAUUGGAAAGAAAAAUGCUAGAACUGACAAAGUUAAUCACAUGGCAUUACCGAACAUUCCAGAAUUUGCCACUGUGGAUCUUUUGUCUUCAUAUACAGAUUAUUUGCUUGAUAACUACCAAGUUGCUUUCCAGGCUUGUAAUUCUGUUUUAUACCAAAAUGAUGAUGGGCAUAACAACGCAGAUACUAAAAGAAAGAGUCAGACCAAAGUGGACAUUACCUGGAUUCUUCUCAUACGCUACUAUAUACACCUUCAGAGAAUUAAUAACAUGAGCAAAUUGCUAGCAUCUGCAACACCGGUCUCUGGAAUUUCUUUGCCUGAUGAUACACUCCUCACUUCCGUGAACAACUCUGAACUGAUUUCGCGCCAAAAAGAAAUGCAUUUUUUCCUUAAGAGAGUCUUACAACUGUAUUCUUCUUCUUGUAUUGAUGCAUUUCCGAAAGAACUUCUUCAAGGUUUGGAAAAUCUACUCACUGUAGAAAGACUCUUAUAUGAGACAUCAGGCAAGAUUCACCGGGACAGUUCCCUGCAGUCUGUUUUAUCUUUGAAACCCCAUCCCAGCCCAUCUUCUCUUGAAAUUUCGUCAGAUAUGGCAAUACAAGCUUUAAACAAAGAACUGUGCUUUCAGUGGUACAUUCCUCCCCUGGACAAACCUCCAAAGGACACAGAACCAAUGGUUUUAUUAUUGUAUGCCUAUAACCUGAACCCCCUGAAGAUUUCCAGUAUUAAACAGCCUACUGACAACAAUAUCUGUGUGGGGACUUCCUGGAUUCCACUGAGCAGAGUCAUCUCAAUUCAUGAGAAACUAUCUAAUCUUGCACAAAUAGCUGAAAUAUCAUUACCGGCAAUUCCAGAAGUUAUUUCAACUGAAAAUAUCUAUGAAUCAGUAGAACCAGAAACAAAAUCAAUUGAUACAGAGAUGGAAAACAGGAUUAUUGAAUGCUGCUCUGAAAUAGCAGCUCUAUUUUCAUCUGACAGAGAGCCCACACCACUAUCUGAGGUCCCAUUUGAUGUCUCCCUGCCUUCCAUAUUCAGCCUGGAGAGACUUUUCGAUCUUGCUAAUGGUUGUAUUGUAUCAGGAGGGAGCCUUUUCAACUGGGUGGUGUCAAUAAUUCCUUAACCAUCUUUUGCAUUCUCCUACAUGGGAACUGUAGAGUGGAAUUAAUUGUUUUUCUUGGUUUGAAAUAAGUUUGUGGAUUUUUUUUUCUUCAAAUACCAAUAUUUUAUGUUAAGCUUGUUUAUUUGUCUUAGGAAGAACAUUGUAGGAGACUAGACCUUCUAUGUUUUACUUCUGAGACCUUCUAUGUUUUACUUCUGAGAGGUACCAGUGCAUUCAAUUUUCUUGCACCUGCUUUGGAAUUCUGUAGCUCUGUGUCUAGAUAGCAACUUUGCCACUUAAUAAUUCCUCUUAAUAAUUUUGAGAAAUGUUGUUUAUCUGUAGAAUGGGGCUAUGAGUAUCUAUCUUACAUGACUGCUAGGUGUCAAACUAAGUGAACUGGCACAACAAGGUAUUAGGAAGACCUGAUGAAAUGAGAGACUUGGGGUAGUGCCAGUUCUCUAGUGUACUGGAAGAGGACUGUGCACAUUUCACUCUGUUUAUCUAGCAUCUAACAAUCUCAAAUCUCACAUACUAAUCCUUUACAGACUCAUAUAUGAUUGGAUAUUCUUGGAAAUAAAAUAAUCAAGAAAUAAGCAAAAUAAAUGUGUUUCUC
Nannospalax galili (Upper Galilee mountains blind mole rat) is the source of this 10171-nucleotide messenger RNA. RefSeq names its product cilia and flagella associated protein 54 (gene Cfap54). The record is from RefSeq and is a predicted model, not a curated record. Bases 43 to 9579 code for a protein of 3178 amino acids. Lineage: Eukaryota; Metazoa; Chordata; Mammalia; Rodentia; Spalacidae. Gene Ontology annotation, biological process: cilium assembly. The transcript has 68 exons.